Symbiodinium sp. CCMP2456 is the source of this 912-nucleotide messenger RNA. The record is from the annotation of a GenBank genome assembly. NCBI's taxonomy places the organism in Eukaryota, Dinophyceae, Suessiales, Symbiodiniaceae.
GACUGCACCGAACCGGUGCAUUCUCUGCCUCAGACCGGCAAAGCUUUCGGCACCGAGGCCUCCGAAUUGACAACCGUGGAGCAUGCCUUCAUGUUGAACACCCCACGUGGUUGGGAAGCUGCUGGAAGCUGUCCGCCACGGGAGUGUCAUCUCGGCUUUUCCUUCGCCACGGCGCAGAGCAUCAAUUGCCUGGUGGUGCAGCAGGGCGACGACGGGUUUCAUGCGCCAGCUCUGGCGCUUCAGCGCCGUGACGGGGAGGAGGCGGCGUGGUCCGAGGUGACCGCCUGGAGCUCCAUCGGCGAAGGCCGGUCGAAGCUGGCUGUAGGCUGCCCGGACCCGCCCGCAGUGCCGUCGGCGUCUGUUUCCGCUUGUCGUUCCGACAACUUGCUUUUUCAGGAGUGCCGCGUGGCCUGCAAGGAGGGGUUCGGAACUUUGGAGACGUCCAUGCGCUGCGUGAACGGCGCUUGGUUCGUGCCGCAGUGUUGGCCGCUAGGCUCCCUCCUGCGAGUGGUGCUGGAAGAACCAGUGCUGCUGAAACCGUACUGGGUCGUCCUGGAUGCCAACCUCUUCACCUCGGACGACUGCACAGGGCCGAUCAAGAUGGACGGCGUUGCUAUCAGUUCUGGUGAAUUUGUGAUAAAGUACGCGAACUAUCAUCCGAAGAAUGCGUGGGACAAAGAUCCCUCGACAUCUUGGGCGUCCAAAGGUGAGUGCGAAGCUGCAGGGACCUGCUGGCUCGGUUUCAGGUUCUACGCCAACCCGGGCCCAGUCCGCUGCGUCUCGCUCCUUCAUCCACCCGGGGUGCAGUACCAGGCGCGAAGGAUCUCCGUGCAGCGAUUGGGCCGUGUCGGCUGGGAGAAGGCGGAGCCCGUCACUGUACGACUACUCCCAGAAGGGAAAGAUGAGCUCUGA